This is a messenger RNA of Amphimedon queenslandica, 1191 nucleotides long. Its product is annotated as tripartite motif-containing protein 3-like. Bases 1 to 1191 code for a protein of 396 amino acids. Gene Ontology annotation, molecular function: zinc ion binding. The record is from RefSeq and is a predicted model, not a curated record. The transcript has a single exon. Lineage: Eukaryota; Metazoa; Porifera; Demospongiae; Haplosclerida; Niphatidae.
AUGAAAUCGUUAGGUUUUUUUUGCCAAGACUGUGAGAUGCUCGUCUGUCGUGAUUGUUUCAUUGUAACUCAUAAAGAUCACACUCGUAUUGAAUACACUAAAGUAGGAGAGGCAGCUCGUGAAUCUCUCAAGGAAAGUGCAGCAAAAUGCAAUGAAGCUAAAGUUCCAGGUACCUUUACCGAUUCAAUUGCUAAUGGAGAGAAAAUGCUACGACAGAUAGACACACGCAAGGAAGAGAUUGAAAAAGAAAUUGAGGAAACAUUUACAAAACUCAAAACCGUUUUAGAAGAACGUCGUAGGUUUCUUCUUGCAGAGACAGAAGAGAUUGCUAGUGCUAAGAAAGAGUCGGUUAAGAAGCAGUUGAAUGAGUUUCAAAGGCUUGAAAAUGGAGUUUUGCUUGGUUGCCAACUGGCCCAAUCUGUGAGUGAGUGUGUGGAUUCUGGUGAAGUCCUAAGCAUUAAGAAAUUAAUCACUGAUCAAUUGGAGAGAUGUUUAAAAGCAUCAAAAGAACACCCUCGUGAGAUAGAGGAGGAUGGGGUAAUACUAACAAAGUUGGAGGCUGCUGGCAUAAGCGAUGAGAUCAAUAGGUUUGGAGGUGUUUUUGAGGUUGAUCCUGAUUGCUAUUCUAUUGAAUCUGGGUUAGCUAUUCCACUGGCAACAGUAGGGAAGGAAAGGAAAUUCAAGCUAGCCAUUGAUAGCCCAUUGUCUCUGGAUAAAGCUACUACUCAUUUAAAAACCUCUUUUGUCAAAAGUGAUGAGGCUAAAGAGGAGGGUCGAGUUGUUAUAGCUAAUGAUAACAAGACAGCCACAAUCUCAUGCACACCUCAAAGUAUUGGGCAGUACCUGCUAUCAGUCACUAUAAGAGGUCAUCAUAUUAAAGGUAGUCCUUAUUAUCUAUAUGCAAAAGCAUCAAAGAAUUAUGCCUCACUUACUAACUUAAGUAAUUAUCCUGUUGGGAAUUAUACAUAUGGUGUUGCUGUUCAUGCUAAUGGUGAUGUGUUUGCUUGUAAUAGCAGUGGCUUUGUACAGGUUUUUAGUCAAGAUGGGAAUAAGACACGAACUAUUGGUACAAAUGGCAACAGUGAUGGUCAGCUUCAAAGUCCAUUUGGUUUAUUGGUAGUAGGAGACAAACUCUAUGUGAGUGAUGAUAAUCUUCAUCGUGUGCAGUAUUUCUCUGCUAUUACUGGGUAG